This is a messenger RNA of Linum tenue, 1500 nucleotides long. The record is from the annotation of a GenBank genome assembly. Lineage: Eukaryota; Viridiplantae; Streptophyta; Magnoliopsida; Malpighiales; Linaceae.
AUGGCUCUGUCGACGGCCGAGGUGGAGACGGACGAGUCAGUGCACUCCACCUUCGCUUCCCGGUACGUGCGCACGACGCUCCCGAGGUUCAAGAUGGCGGAGCAUUCGAUCCCGAAGGAGGCGGCGUACCAGAUAAUAAACGACGAGCUGAUGCUGGACGGGAACCCGAGGCUGAACCUGGCCUCCUUCGUCACCACGUGGAUGGAGCCGGAGUGCGAUAAGCUCAUCAUGUCCUCCAUCAACAAAAACUACGUCGACAUGGACGAGUACCCCGUCACCACCGAGCUCCAGAACCGAUGCGUGAACAUGAUCGCCCGGCUGUUCAACGCGCCGCUGGGCGACAGCGAGGCGGCCAUGGGAGUCGGGACGGUGGGAUCUUCGGAGGCGAUCAUGCUGGCCGGGCUGGCGUUCAAGCGCAAGUGGCAGAACAAGCGCAGAGCCGCGGGCCUCCCCACGGACAGCCCCAACAUCGUCACCGGGGCUAACGUGCAGGUCUGCUGGGAGAAGUUCGCCCGCUACUUCGAGGUGGAGCUCAAGGAGGUCAAGCUCCGGGAGGGCUACUACGUGAUGGACCCGGCCAAGGCCGUGGAGAUGGUGGACGAGAACACCAUCUGCGUCGCCGCCAUCCUCGGCUCCACACUCAACGGGGAGUUCGAGGACGUCAAGACCCUCAACGAUCUGCUCGCGGAGAAGAACAAGGAGACCGGGUGGGACACCCCGAUCCACGUGGAUGCGGCCAGCGGCGGGUUCAUCGCCCCCUUCCUCUACCCGGAGCUGGAGUGGGACUUCCGGCUGCCCCUGGUGAAGAGCAUCAACGUCAGCGGCCACAAGUACGGGCUGGUCUACGCCGGCAUCGGGUGGGUCAUCUGGAGGAACAAGGAGGAUCUGCCCGACGAGCUCAUCUUCCACAUCAACUACCUCGGUGCCGACCAGCCCACAUUCACUCUCAACUUCUCCAAAGGAUCUAGUCAAGUCAUUGCACAAUACUACCAGCUCAUUCGAUUAGGGCUGGAGGGAUACAGGCACGUGAUGGAGAACUGCAUGGAGAACAUGCGGGUGCUCAAGGAAGGCCUGGAGAAGACCGGGCGGAUCGAGAUCGUGUCCAAGGACGUCGGGGUCCCGCUCGUGGCCUUCUCGCUGAAGGACAACUCGAGCCACGACGAGUUCGAGAUCGCCGACCUGCUGCGGCGCUACGGCUGGAUCGUGCCGGCCUACACCAUGCCGGCGGACGCCCAGCACGUGACGGUGCUCCGCGUGGUGAUAAGGGAGGACUUCUCCCGGACGCUGGCGGAGCGGCUCGUCAACGACAUCCAGAAGGUGCUCCACGACCUGGACAUGCUGCCUUCCAAGAUGAAGGCCAAGAUGGAGAUGGCCGGAGAGGACGCCGACAGGACCCUCUUCGGCAGCAAGAAGACGGAGAUGGAGACGCAGCGGGAGGUCACCACGCUCUGGAAGAAGUUCGUCAUGGAGCGCAAGAACAAGAGCAGCGGCGUUUGCUAA